This is a messenger RNA of Diversispora eburnea, 303 nucleotides long. NCBI's taxonomy places the organism in Eukaryota, Fungi, Glomeromycota, Glomeromycetes, Diversisporales, Diversisporaceae. The record is from the annotation of a GenBank genome assembly.
AUGUACCUGGCUUUAGACGACCCCCCUAAUUUAGCAAAUUGUGGAAUCACGGAUAAUAUUAAUACUAUAGUGGACCAUGGAGAAGCUUCUACUCAUAAUUUUAAUGAUCAUGAAUGGUUUAAUGAUAUAAUAAAAAACAACGGGAUUAACAAAUACGAUUAUGAUGAUUUUGAAAAUCUCAAAUAUAUAAAAAGAGGAGCAUUUGGAAGUGUCCACAGUGCAACAUUAAUAGAUGAGAAAAUGACAAAAAUGAAAGUAGCUUUAAAAUCAAUUGAAUCAAUUGUUAAUGAUCCGGAUCAAUAG